CGUCGCAGCUACAUCCUGAACCAACGCAGCCUUCCGCUUGUGAACCACCCCAAGCGAUGGUGUACUUCAACUCCGUCGAGAGGACGGUACGUGAGAUUUCAUAUUACAUCAUCGGCGAGGACAUUUGCAAGGUGCUGGCCGGAGCCUUCGACGCGGACGUCUGCGGGGCACCCGCCGGGGUCCUCGACGCCAUCGGCGCCGAGCUCCUCCUCGCGGCGCUCUUCUGCUCGGGCUUCGCCUUCUUCCGGCUGGCCGUGUGCCAGCACGCGGCGCGGCGGGCGCUGGGGCCGCG
Molecule: messenger RNA, 292 nt
Organism: Prorocentrum cordatum
Lineage: Eukaryota; Dinophyceae; Prorocentrales; Prorocentraceae
Source: the annotation of a GenBank genome assembly